This is a messenger RNA of Vitis vinifera (wine grape), 1990 nucleotides long. Its product is annotated as xylan glycosyltransferase MUCI21. Gene Ontology annotation, molecular function: glycosyltransferase activity. The record is from RefSeq and is a predicted model, not a curated record. The coding region runs from base 272 to 1861 and encodes 529 amino acids. Lineage: Eukaryota; Viridiplantae; Streptophyta; Magnoliopsida; Vitales; Vitaceae. The transcript has 3 exons.
GAAUCAGGAAUAUCACCUUGAAAGCCCCCUCCCCUGAACCAGCCUUCUUUCGUUGACACCUUCUCUUUCCAGCUCUCUCCCUCUGUACACCCAUUUCAAGUUUAUGCUUCAUAGUUCAUACCAACAGGAACGAACCCAGAACCACCCAUCACCAGCUCUCCCUUUCUGUAUAUAAAUCUCUCUCUUUUUCUCUGUUUCUUUGUCUGUGUUGGGUUCAGACUCCAUAACCCACAACAAAAGCUUUGCUUUUUUCUGUGUUUCAACAGGAGAAAUGGUGCACCAUCAGCGGUAUCAUCAGUUGAGGAAAGGCGAAGAUGAUGAAGAGGCACAGAGCCUUGUUGAUGAGUGUGGAAGCGCUGGUUAUUACAAGAGAACAAGGCCCAAGCUUCUUGCCUUACUUUUUCUGUCUCUGCUCUCUUGCUGCUUUGUCCUGGCCCCUUGCCUUUUCAGCUUUCCCAUAUAUUCAUUUGGAGAAUAUGAUGGCCCUGUUGCUGAAAUGGAUGCGAAAACCCUUUGUUCUUCAAUCGCAAAUGGAACUAUUUGCUGUGAUAGAAGCGCCUUUCGUACAGAUACAUGUUUCAUGAAAGGGGAUGUAAGAACGCACUCUUCUUCAUCAUCAAUCUUCCUGUAUGGUUCAAGAAACCCCAACGCCUUUACUGAUCAUGUUUCAAGCAUAUCUGGAGAAGGCAAGGAGUUUGAAGAAGAGCAACUCCAACACGAAAAGAUCAAACCUUAUACCCGAAAAUGGGAAGCCAGUGUCAUGGACACCAUUGAUGAAUUACACCUUAUCUCGAAAAAAGAGGGUUACGGCACUCACCAUCACUGUGAUGUCCACCAUGAUGUUCCAGCUGUGUUCUUCUCCACCGGAGGCUAUACAGGUAACAUAUACCAUGAAUUCAAUGAUGGGAUUCUUCCUUUGUAUAUAACUUCCCAGCAUCUGAACAAGAGGGUUGUGUUUGUUAUUCUUGAGUACCAUGAUUGGUGGAUUACUAAGUAUGGAGACGUGAUUUCGCAGUUAUCAGAUUACCCACCAAUUGAUUUUAGUGGAGAUAACAGAACCCAUUGUUUUCCAGAAGCGAUUGUUGGUUUGAGGAUCCAUGAUGAGCUCACUGUGGAUUCUUCAUUGGUGGAGGGAAAUGAGAGCAUCAGAGAUUUCCGUAACCUUCUAGACCAGGCUUAUUUGCCUAGAAUCAGAAGUUUAAUUCAAGCCAAGGAACAGAAAGUGCAGUCAAAAAUGAAAGAGGAUCCAUCUUUACCACCAUCACUAAAGCCCCCAUUAGAAACAGGGAAAGAAGAGCAAGUACAUCAGUUGAAGAAACCGAAAUUGGUUGUACUGUCCCGAACUGGCGCCAGAGCCAUAACUAAUGAGGAUUUGAUGGUGCAAAUGGCUAAGGAAAUAGGGUUUCAAGUCAAAGUUCUGAGGCCCAAUAGAGCCACUGAACUGGCCAAGAUCUAUAGGGUGCUAAAUUCAAGUGAUGCCAUGGUUGGAGUCCAUGGUGCUGCUAUGACCCAUAUUCUGUUUCUGCAGCCUGGCUCUGUAUUUAUCCAAGUAAUUCCUCUGGGAACAGAAUGGCCGGCAGAAACUUACUAUGGGGAACCUGCAGAGAAGCUUGGUUUAAAAUACAUGGGCUAUAAGAUUCUUCCAAGAGAGAGCUCAUUGUACAAUGAGUAUGCUAAAGAUGAUCCUGUUCUGAGAGACCCAGACAGUCUAGCCAAAAAGGGAUGGGAAUUCACUAAGAGGGUAUAUCUGGAUCACCAAACUGUGACAUUGGACCUCAGAAGAUUUCGGAAGCAGUUGGUUUGUGCCUAUGACUACUACAUCUUAAAAGCCUCGCGACACUCUCAUUUUUUGUCAUAUUGAGUUUUAUUCGUUUUUCUGUCUUCACCCCAUUUUAUUGAGUUCUUGUAUAGAUUGUAUAGACUGUGUUCACAUGCCCUCUUCUGCACAUUUAGUAUAAAAAAAUAAAGCUUUGAAGCAAGCGUUCUUUCA